UAUGAACAAAAAGGAAAGAAUAGCUAAGUAUAAAGAUAAAAUAAAUGAUGUAAUUCAUAAAAUGAUGUAUGAACUCUUUAAAUCAUAACCUGAAAACUAUGUAAAUCAUGAAUUUUAUUGUAGAUUGAUUGGAUGAUUCAAUACCUUGAAUCUGUUAAAAUUCAAUCAAGUAAAACACUUUAGACAUAAAUUGCAAUUGAAUACAAUCUAUCAUCUGAUGAAGAAGAAAAUGAAGAAAUUGAUGAAUUGCCAUUACCUGCUAAAAAUGCUAAAACCUUUAGAAGUUCUGUAAGUGCAGAAGUUUUUGGUGUUCAUAAUAAAAAGGAAAACUUUAUACCAAGAGUUAUACCAAAGACUGAAGAAUAGAAACAAUAAAUCUUAGAGAAAUUAAUGAAAGUGUUUAUGUUUUAAGCACUAGGAUAACAUGAAUAAGAAAUUGUUGUUAAUGCAAUGGAAGAAAAACAUUACUCAAAAGAUGACUGGGUGAUUAAUUAAGGAGAUGAUGGAGCUGAACUUUAUAUUGUUUUUUCUGGUGAACUUGAUUGCUUUAGAAGAAUGAAACCAACAGAUUCAGAACCUAAAUUCCUAAAGUCAUAUAAACCUGGCGAUAUGUUUGGAGAAUUAUCUCUACUCUAUAAUUCUCCAAGAGCAGCCUCUAUUUAAGCUAAGAUGGAUUCAGUUCUCUUUGCAUUAGAUAGAAGCACUUUCAAUAACAUAGUCAAAGAUGCUACUAUAAAAAAAAGACUAUAAUAUGAAGAGGUCCUUUCAAAAGUUGAAUUAUUACAUUCAAUGGAAACUUAUGAAAAGACUCAAAUAUGUGAUGGUUUGAAGGAGUAAUCAUAUUAGAAAGGAGAUGUAAUCAUUCAAGAGGGAGAAGAAGGAGAUAAAUUUUAUAUGGUUGCAGAAGGAACUUUAGUUGCUUUUAAAAAUAAUAAUGGGAAUUAAGAAGAAGUCCUAAGGUAUCAGACAGGUGACUAUUUUGGAGAAUUGGCAUUAAUACAUAAAGUACCAAGAUAAGCUACAAUAAUAGCUGAAGUACAUAUGAUAAAAUUAAAUAGACUUAUUGUGUUGUAGUGUAUUUAGAUAGUAAUUCAUUUUUGAGAUUGCUUGGACCUGUUGAAGAUAUUCUAAAAAGAAAUGCAGAAACCUAUAAGAAAUUUAUUACAAAUUGAU
Molecule: messenger RNA, 1173 nt
Organism: Paramecium pentaurelia
Lineage: Eukaryota; Ciliophora; Oligohymenophorea; Peniculida; Parameciidae
Source: the annotation of a GenBank genome assembly